Messenger RNA from Penicillium argentinense, 2523 nucleotides. RefSeq names its product beta-glucosidase. The transcript is spliced from 3 exons. Gene Ontology annotation, molecular function: beta-glucosidase activity. The record is from RefSeq and is a predicted model, not a curated record. Bases 1 to 2523 code for a protein of 840 amino acids. NCBI's taxonomy places the organism in Eukaryota, Fungi, Ascomycota, Eurotiomycetes, Eurotiales, Aspergillaceae. Gene Ontology annotation, biological process: glucan catabolic process.
AUGGGCCGAAUCGAUAUAGGCCAGGCCAUCGAGGAGCUGACCCUCGGGGAAAAGGUCGCCCUUACUGCAGGCCGUGAUUUUUGGCACACCGUGCCCAUUCCGCGCUUGGGAAUCCCUGCGCUGCGCAUGUCGGAUGGCCCAAACGGCGUCCGCGGCACUCGCUUCUUCAAUGGCAUCCCCGCCGCUUGCUUUCCAUGUGCCACGGCGCUGGGUGCAACCUGGGAUGCAGAGCUACUGUCGCAGGUCGGCAAAUUGAUGGGUGAAGAGGCCAUCGCCAAGGGCACCCACAUCGUCCUCGGGCCCACGAUCAAUAUCCAGCGGUCCCCGCUGGGUGGACGUGGCUUCGAGUCUUUCUCCGAGGACGGGGUGCUCUCCGGCACUCUGGCGGGUCAUUUCUGCAAAGGGAUGCAGGACCAAGGCGUCGCCGCGACAUUAAAGCACUUUGUCUGCAAUGACCAAGAGCAUGAGCGAAUGGCCGUGAGCAGCAUCGUGACGGAGCGAGCUCUGCGCGAGAUCUAUCUGCUGCCCUUCCAAGUCGCCAUGCGCAUUUGCCGCUCGGCAUGUAUCAUGACCGCCUACAACAAGGUGAAUGGGACUCAUGUGAGCGAGAAUAAGGCCAUUCUCGAAGAUAUCCUCCGGAAAGAGUGGGGAUGGGAUGGCAUGGUCAUGAGCGAUUGGUUUGGUACAUACAGUACAUCCGACGCCAUCAAUGCAGGCCUCGAUAUUGAGAUGCCGGGAAAAACGCGCUGGAGAGGGGAGGCCCUCGCGCAUGCCGUCUCCUCCAACAAGGUCGCCCAAUUCAAACUGGACGAGCGAGUGCGGAAUAUCCUGAACCUGGUGAACUGGGUCGAGCCGCUUGGAAUCCCAGAGGGGGCCCCCGAGAAGGCUCUUAACCGGCCCGAAGACCAGGCUUUGCUGCGCCGUGCAGCGGCGGAGUCGGUCGUCCUUUUGAAAAACGAAGGAGAUGUCCUUCCGUUGAAGAAGGACAGAUCGGUGCUCGUCAUUGGCCCCAACGCCCGGAUUGCCUCGUACUGCGGUGGGGGUUCGGCUUCGUUGGCUCCGUAUUAUACAGUGACUCCUUUUGAGGGAGUAGCAGCAAAGAGCUCCAAGGAAGUUAAAUUCGCUCAAGGUAUCUACUCCCAUAAGGAACUGCCUUUGCUGGGCCCACUCCUCAAGACGGCCGACGGCAAGACCGGCUUCACAUUUAAGGUAUACAACGAGCCCCAAAGUGCAGGCAACGAGCGGACGGUCGUUGACGAGCUCCACCUUAUUGCCUCCAGCGGGUUCCUCAUGGAUUAUGUCAAUCCCAAGAUCAAGUCCAUGACCUAUUACGUCGAUAUGGAAGGCUUCUUCACUCCCGAGGAUGACGGGCUCUACGACUUUGGCGUCACCGUGGUCGGCACGGGACGACUGUAUUUAGACGGCGAGGUGGUGGUGGACAACACCAAGAACCAGAAGCAGGGCUCGGCCUUCUUUGGCACGGGUACCAUCGAAGAACGCGGUGUGAAGGAGCUCAAGGCCGGUCAAACCUAUAAGAUUGUCUUCGAGUUCGGCACUGCGCCCACCUCCGACCUCGACACGCGAGGAAUUGUCGCCUUUGGACCCGGUGGGUUCCGUUUUGGCGCCAGUCGCCGUGUCAGCGAGGAAGAGCUCAUCUCCACCGCUGUCGAGCAGGCCGCAAAGGCCGAGCAGGUGGUCAUUUUCGCUGGUCUCACCAGCGAAUGGGAGACCGAGGGGUACGACCGUGACCACAUGGAUUUACCACCAGGCAGUGAUGAGAUGAUCAGUCGCGUCCUGGCGGCCAAUCCCAAUGCGGUGGUCGUCAUCCAGUCUGGCACACCAGUAACGAUGCCGUGGGUCAAGGAGGCACGCGCUCUCGUGCAGGCCUGGUUCGGUGGAAAUGAGUGCGGCAACGGCAUCGCAGACAUCCUCUACGGCGAUGUCAAUCCAUCCGCCAAGCUACCAGUCACAUUCCCUCGUCGCUUGCAAGACAACCCUUCCUACAUCAACUUCCGCUCAGAACGCGGCCGUGUUCUAUACGGCGAGGACAUCUAUGUGGGUUACCGGUAUUUUGAGAAGAGUGCGGUGGCUCCCGCCUUUCCGUUCGGCUAUGGCCUGUCAUACACCAGCUUCUCACGAUCGGAUCUGCGGAUCAGCACGGCGCCUGAGCAGCCUCAAUAUACGGAAUCGGGCGAGCCGAUUACCGCGACAGUCGCGGUCACCAAUACCGGUUCCAGCGCCGGCGCGGAGAUCAUUCAGCUCUGGGUUGUUCCCCCGUCGACAGAUGUCAACCGUCCUGUCCGUGAACUAAAGGCGUUCCAGAAGGUCUUCUUGCAGCCAGGGGAGACGAAAUCGGUAGAACUUUCGGUCGAGAAGAAGAUCGCCACCAGCUGGUGGGAUGAGCAGCGGGGGCAGUGGAUUUCAGAAAAGGGCCGUUACGAGGUCAUGGUGACUGGUACGGGUCCAGAGCAGCUUCGGGGGGAAUUCAACGUUUGCAAGACGCGUUUUUGGCUUGGCCUUUAG